Molecule: messenger RNA, 2719 nt
Organism: Synchiropus splendidus (mandarinfish)
Lineage: Eukaryota; Metazoa; Chordata; Actinopteri; Syngnathiformes; Callionymidae
Gene: tal1
Product: T-cell acute lymphocytic leukemia 1
Exons: 4
Coding region: 191-1309 (372 amino acids)
Biological process (GO): regulation of transcription by RNA polymerase II
Molecular function (GO): RNA polymerase II cis-regulatory region sequence-specific DNA binding; DNA-binding transcription factor activity, RNA polymerase II-specific; protein dimerization activity
Source: RefSeq, a predicted model, not a curated record
GAGGAACAACACACACACACACACAGGCACACACACACACACACACACACACUUCCACAACUGGAAGGAAAAAAAAAAAAGCUCAGACAUGGAUGACCCACUCACAAAAUGGCUCCACUUACUCAGUAACAUCAACAACACGACCAACAACGGGCUCAGUGGGAUCGUGUGAGAGGCGCAGGGAGCGAAAAUGAUGGAAAAGAAGCCGCAGGAUUUUGGUCCCGAGAGUCCAGAUGUGAAGUCCGGCGUCGGAAAGCAGGAGAACUCCUCCAUCGUCUCCAGACAGAACGGAUGCAAAGAGGACGAGGAAGGGGAGGAGAAGAGCGGAGGGGGCGUCAACAAGGUGGCUGAGGAGACGGAUGACGUUCCUCUGCAGAACUCGAGUAACGGGCCCAGCAGCAUCAGCAUCAUCAUCAACAGCGUUGCCAAGGAGACCGCCUCUCACAACAGCCUGGACGUGAAGAGGGAAGUGCCGGUGAUCGAGCUCUCCAGGAGGGACGCUAUAAAGGCGGUGCAGGAGCUGAGGACCGGCAGCCAUUUGGUGCCGAUCACCGAACUUCGCAGACCUCCACCGCUGCCGCUGCCGCACACACAUCGAGAGGACGCUCGAAUGGUCCAACUGAGCCCAAACGCGUUUCCUGUCCCGGCCCGGGCGAUGCUCUACAACCUGGCGCAGCCUCUCGCCGCCAUCAACAGUCUCGGAGGGGAACCAGAGCAGUACAGCAUGUACCCCAGCAACAGGGUAAAGCGCCGCCCGGCGCCUUAUGAGGUUGAACUCGACGAGGCUGGUCAGCCAAAGAUCGUCCGCCGGAUCUUCACCAACAGUCGUGAACGUUGGCGGCAGCAGAAUGUAAACGGAGCCUUUGCCGAGCUUCGCAAGCUCAUCCCCACUCACCCUCCCGACAAGAAGCUGAGCAAGAACGAGAUCCUGCGGCUGGCUAUGAAGUACAUCAGCUUCCUCUCCAAUCUCCUGGAGGACCAGGACGGAGGGAGGAACGUCGGCGCCACCACAGACGGGGACACGGGUUUGUUGGUCGGGGCCCACGACGACGGCCCUCAGGGCGUGCCAAAUCAGGACACGGUGGUAGGCUUGGCCAGGGACGAUCUCCUGGAGACCAUGUCGCCCAGCUCCAGCUGCGGAAGCCUGCCUGACGGAGACGCCGAGGGCAGUCCUGAAAGCUUUGUGGAGGAUCAGGAUUCACCUCCAGCUCCAAGGACCUUACCAGCCUCACGAGGGACACAGGUUCAUUUAGCCGCUCGGGAUCUGAGACGAAACGGUCGGCCUUUGGACGGCGGUAACUGUCGAUGAUGCCACCAAACCAGUUCCACCAUAGAGGAGAGAACUAAGAGAGGGACGGAGACGGAUUAUAUGCUCAGGAUCCCGUUUGCCCUCAUGGAUCACUUCCACUCUCUAACAGAAGCAAGACGACACUUUCAAGUUGGAGCGAUUGGAGUUUCAAAGACUUGUAAAUUCUGCAUGUUAUCCACCGACCUGAGGAUCACGUUUGUUUUGAAAAACCCAAAGACCAAACUAAAUAAGCAACAAAGCAAAGGGAAAAUUCAGCUUCUUAGAUCGCAGCAGAGUAGAGAUUUCUGCACCCUGAAGUCAUCGGACUCUUUAUUGAUGUUAAAUUUGCCUCAGCUGGAGGCAAAACAAACUUAUCUGAGGCCACAUACUGUUGUGUUUUGUAAAUACGCUUCUAAACAAAGGCGUGCUGCAUUCACUUGAGAGAAAAUAUUGAGUUUUUAACAGGUUUAAAACUGCCUGCUCACUGGAUAUUUUGAAAAUGUUAUGGCAUUAACACGUAAUACUCGCUCACAAUGAAGGGUCAAAUGAUGAUGUAAGGCUUAUUAUUCUUGUUUUCUUUUUUUCUGUCAAUACAAGUGAAACGCAUCCCUGUUUAAACUGUCAUUUACAAAUAUUUUUUCUUCAAGUGAAUGUGAUGCGCUUUGGUACAUCUACAUUUAACUAUCAAAUACAUUUACACAUGUUGAAGUAAUGUGGUUUCAGAUGUACAGUAGUGUGUUUUUUGGGGUUGGAGAUGACAGAAGGAACUCAGAGGAUAAAAGAGGAGUGACACAGUACAUCGAAUGUGGUACCAUCUGCUGCUGCUGGUGAUAAGAGAAUGACACCAAAAACAGCAUCAGCCAGAAGAUGAAUUUAAUAUUUGGUACAAAAAGAACAUACAGCGAUUCAUAAAGUGUACAAAUUGUGGGUCGGUGACGCGGUGACAUUGACUCAUGUGGUCCUUUUAGUAUGAAUGUCUGUUUUAGUGUUUUUCUUUCAAUGACUGUACUGCAGUUGUAGAUUAGUAAGGUACACAAAUAAAUCCCUUCAUGCCACAUUUGAUGCGUACACACAAAUCACGCACAGUGUUAUUAUCAUAACAACACCAGCAGUUUUCCGACGCGGACAGUUAAAUAUUGCUCGCUGUUUGAUGGUUGUUCUGCCUUUUUCAGCAGAGCGUAGCAGCCGAUAUUGGUACCUUUGGUAACUAUGGUAUUUUAAAGGGACAAUGUACGUUUGGUAAUGGCUUAUUUGUUGUAUGAUAGCAGUAUCUAUAAAUAUAUCUGAUGUUAAAUUGAUGAUUUUUAUAAAGAAAAACAUGAAUAAACAACACAACAUGAACAGCAUUGUAUGUGAACUCAUUGAAGCACUGAAGUUAGCGGUGACACUUAUGCUCUCGUGUCAAUGAGAAAUUCAGUUCAAGAAAUUUAU